AUGUUAAAUUUACAAUUAUUGUAUUUACUUAUUUUUUUUACAAGUUAUGCAUUAUCGUCAUCUUACAAAGAGAAUAAAAUUGUUCAGGAUUUAUUAUUAUAUCCACCGGAUUCAGCCAGACUAUAUACACACAUUAAUCGUGGAAGUUAUUUUGGUUAUUCUGUAGCAACAUACAUUGGACAGUCACAACCAUCAUGUUUAGUUGGCGCACCGAAAGCAAGUCAUGGUAGUAGUAGUAGUAAUAGUAUAAAUGAAUCAACUGGAGUUGUAUAUCGCCUUGAUAUGGAUCUUACAUUUCCAUUUUGUUCAGUUGUACCAAUUGCAACUACUGAUGAAUUAAGAAAAGAAGUCGGUACACCAACACCCGGAGUAUCUCAUUGGUUAGGUGGGACUGUGGCAGCUGCAAACAAUGCUGUUGAUGGAAUACAACUUGGUUGUGAUUUUCGUUAUUUAUUGAAUUCUGACUUAUUGAAUGAAAUUCCUAAUGAUUUAACAGUUAAUUCGGUUGAUCAAUACAAAUCAUCAGUAAAAUCAAAAAGUUCACUUGGAAUUGGAAAUUGUGCUUUAUAUACUGGAACAUCUAUGCAGUAUGUUUCUGUAGAUCCUUGUCAUAGUCAAGAAGAAGGUGCAUGUCUUGCUGGAUUCAGUGCAGAUGUAAAAGCAGGUAAUCAAUCCGGUGAAGCAUUAGUUGCUUUAGGAAUGCCUGGAAGUUAUUUAACUGAGGGAAAUAUCUUUCUAGGUCGUUAUCGUGGUCGUGAAUUAAUCAAUGCAAUUCGAUUGAAAAGUUCAUCACAUGAUUUAAAGCAUAAGGGUUUUGGUUUAGGAUAUGCUAUUGCUUUAGCCAAAUUAAAUAAUAAUAAUAACGAACUUAGUGGACAAAACAAACAUAUACAAUCAGAUGAUCAGCAACAUUUUCAGUCAAAUAUUAACAUCAUUACAUCAAGUCCAAUGUGGAUUGAUAAUGAAUAUCGUGGAAUUAUUAUGAUAUUAAAUCAAGCUAUGGAUUUAGGUGGAAUAACUUAUUUGAAAGAUAAAUGGAGUCAUGUUGGAAGUUAUUUUGGAUAUAGUCUUGCUGUCGCAGAUCUUGAUGGAAAUGGUCUAGUUGAUAUUAUUGUUGGUGCACCAUAUUUUACUCGACGCCAAAAUCAAGAAGGAUUACAAGAUACAAUAAAUUCAAAACAAUUUAAUCAUAAUGAAGGUAUCCAAUGGUCAAAUCUUCUACCUGACAUUGGAAGAGUUUAUAUCUUUUACGGAAAUCAUUUAAAUUUAUCUAAUUUACUUAGUGACUCUAAGCAAAGACCAGAAAUCCCAGAUUAUUUCACUCAAGAUCCUGUGAUUUUAGACGGACCAAAAUCCCCUAAAGGUCGAUUCGGUCAUGCCUUAACAAAUAUUGGUGAUAUGGAUGGUGAUGGAACUGAGGAUUUAGCUGUCAGUUGUCCUUAUUGUGCUGAUCCUGAUGGACGAACAGAUAAGGGAGCUGUUUUCAUUUAUUUAGGCAAGAAAGACUCCACACUGGAUACAGAACCUUUUCAGAGUAUAUGGCCUUCUGACUUACCUAAACGAUCUCCAGUAACAAUAUGUGGCAGUACUGAUUUCACCAGUGAUCAUGCAUCAGAAAGCCCACGUUUAUUCACAGCAUUUGGUUGGAGUUUAUCUGGUUCAUAUGAUUUAGACGGGAAUCAUGCACCUGAUCUUGUAGUUGGAGAUUAUGAAAGUGAUCAAGUCGUAAUGCUUCGAGGACGUAACACUUUAUGGUUUGAUUCACCAAUUUGGGAACUCCCAACACAACCAACCUUAUCAUGGCGAUAUAAAGAUACUUUAACCUGUGAUGAACAGUGCUAUUUUCCAAUUCAAUUAUCUGCUCGAAUUAAUGGUAAGCAACAUUUAUUGAAACAAAUUAAAGAUUGGAAACUUCGACUAUUGAUUAAUUUGGAUUCAGAUGUUGAACAGCCUGAAAAUAAACGUCUCGCCAUACAAACAACACGAAAACAAAUGAUUUAUCAGUCAACUGAUAAAGGAAUUAUUGAUAUGCUUGUGGAAUUGAAAACGGAUGAAUUCAUAGAAGAAAACUCUAGUCGGAUAACUUUAUUUGAUUUUAUUGUUAAACCUUUAACCUCGAAAAUAAAUGCACUUUUAUGGAAACCUGUACGUAUUAAUGUAACACUAGACCCUGUACAUGAGCCAAUGUCCUUUGUUGAACACAAAUCAAUAUCAUCAUGGAUAUUGCAUCCAUUCUUGGGCAGUCGAAAUUUUAUUAGUCGUUCAAUGCAAUUUGCCAAUCCAGCCUGUGGCGUUGAUAAUAUAUGUCGACCUGAUUUACAAGUUCAAAUGAUCGAUAUCUCUGAAGGUCCAACUGAUAAAUCAAUUAUUUAUUUUAGAGAGCGUGUUAGUCAAAGAAAUAUUACUGUUCAUAUUGGGAAUUUAGGUGAAAAUGCUUAUUCUACUCAAUUACACAUGAUAUUUCCUGAUCAAUUGAGUUUUAGUAUACCAGGAGGUUUAUCAUGUCAAACUGUGACAUUGAAUGAUUUGAAACAAACUCAAUUAAUUUGUAAUUUAGAUGAUCCAUUGAGUUAUACAGGAAAUGAUCAUUUUUAUUCAUUCACUUUUCAAAUAAAUACAGCUGGAGCAUUUAGACAAUUAGAUGAACCAAUAAACGAUCAACCAGAAAAUAUUUCAGAUCAUGAUCCUUUAGAAAAACUAUAUUCACAUAAUUCUAAUGAUGAUAUGAAAAAACUUGAUUCAUUAUCAAAAAUGAUCCAUAAACCAAACCAUAAAGAUGAUAAUGAAAUGAGAACGGAUGAUUUUUUCAUACAUUCAUCGUCAUUAAGGGGAGAUAAUAAUAAUAAUGAUGAUGAAUAUGAGGAAUUACACGUUAAACCUAUAUACCAUUCAUAUCAAUUUAAACGGAAUAAACGUAAUACUUUGUCAAUUCCUAAAGAUUUAACAAUAACAGCUGAAGUGAUAAGUGGAAAUACAGAUGACAAUACAAAUAAUAAUAAAGCAAGUAUUACUUAUCAAUUAAAAUUGGCUGCUAAAGUUGAACUUUCAUCAUCUGCGUUGGAUCGUACAAUUAUUGAUUUUCGGAAUUUUUCUGUACAACCAUAUGAGAUGCAAAGAAUUCAUCCAGAAACAAUUGGUCCAGAAUUGAAACAUAUUUAUCUUGUUACAAAUGCUGGCCCAUCACCAUUGGAAAACUUUUGGGUUAAUUUAACAAUUCCUGUACAAACAAGAGAUGGUGAAUAUUUAGUUUAUCUAUUAGAUCGACUUAGAUAUCAGGCAGAAGAUGGUGGACCUCCACGUUUUGAAAAUAUAUCGCCAGAUGUUGUUAGCACAGAAGGUCAUGUACGCGGAUUAUGUAUAACACCUGAAUGGGCAUUGAAUCCUUUACGUUUAAAUGCAGUUCAUCGUAAUCGUGUAGACGACUUUCCUAAAUCACGAUCAUUAAGUCGAAGUUUUCGAUCACAACUCUCCAUAACAAAAUAUCGACGUUCGGUGAAUAGGAAAAUAAAAAAUAAGGAAUUAUUUUACCUAAAUGAUAAACACAAUUUCAUUGACGAUAAUCAACCAAUUAAUUCAAAAGAUACAAUUAGAAACGCUAGGUCAAUUUUACAUGGUGUAAGAAAACGUCAACAAGAAAUUAUCAAAUGUGGUGAAAAAUUUUCUGAUUUGGGAUAUCCGGUUUGUGCAGUUAUAACAUGUCGUGUGAAUGGAUUAUCACGUGGUGAUGCUGUACGUAUUGUUUUACGAGGUUGGAUAUGGGCUGAUACAUUUUUUCGUUAUAAAAUAUCUGACUUUGCAAUUGUCAGUGAAGCGAAUGCUAAACUUGAAGAAACUGCUUUUGGUAUAAAAAUUGACAGUAAUUUAACUAUACAACCAUUAGCUAUAUCACAGAAUUUUGUUUUUGAAGGUAUUAAUGUAUCAUUAUUUCGUGAAAUUCCAUUAUGGCCAUUUAUACUUGGCAGUGUAUUGGGUUUAGCGUUAUUAGCAUUAUUAAUAUUUACAAUGUGGAGAUGUGGUUUCUUUCAUAGAAAACAGAUCUAUGAUAACCAACUUCAACAAUAUCCACAUAAUAAUAACAAUAUUAAUAGUAAUGGAAACAGUAUUAAUCCAAUAUUUAUUGAACCGAGAAAAAUUUAAUAAGAUCAAUAUUAAAAAAAUAGGAACAAUAGAAUCAAACAGUGUUAUUCGUCUUCUGUAUUGUUAAUAGCCUUGUGACAUAUAUAUAUAUAUAUAUAUAUAUUCUGCUUUUAGUUUUUACAUGUACAGUAUGUUCAGCAUUUAAGAAAAAUAGUUUAAUUUCUAUUUUUUGGGUUCUUUCACUGUUAUUCCUGGAAAAUUUAAUUGUACUUCAUUUUAUCUAUGCUUAAACUUAUCUAGAUUUAAACAUAAUAUUAUGUAACCAAAGAACGUGAAUACAUGUAAUUUAAUGUGUCCUGUUUAAAUAUUGCAGCAAACAUUGUCAUAUGUGUAUAUUAAUAUAAGUGUAAGAGUUUAUUUUUUAAAACAAAAUGUAAAUUAUGAUUUAUACCUUGGAAAUUUAUUUCAUUAUAAUAAACUACAAAAAUACCAAAUUCCUUUUUAUUCAUUGUCUUCUCGUUUUUAUUAUUAUAAUCAUUAUUACUUAUUAUAUAGAAAAACAUGACGUUUGAAAUAUAUCUUUUGUUUUUUUAUAAGAAAAAGUUCAAUAUUCAAUGUUAUUAAAUUUCCUAUUUGUUUGUAUUUAACAAAAUUGGAGUAAUUCUUCUUUAAAUUUGUCAACUAUGGUUACAAUAAACAAUUGUUUAUACAUAAACAAAAAUAUAUUGUUAUUUUUGUUGUUGUUUUGAUGUCACUAUGUAUAAAAUAUGGUUACACACUUUAUACUUCCUUCAUCUUAUACUUCUCAUUUUCACCUUUUUUUUCUCGUUUAUACUUGAUUACCGAAAGUGCAUUGAAUUUGAAUUAUUGAAAAUAAAAUGUAAUAAACUAUUUCAGAUUAAUUUUGUAAUAUUUUUUACAGAAAUAAAAAAAUUGUAAAAUACAAUUUUAUCCAGUUGAUGACAAUUAUGAAACAUGUAUCAUAGUUGAUUUGAACGAAACCAAUGAUAAUAGUUAUUAUUAUUAUUAUUAUUAGUAAUAGUACUGUGUGAAUAUCAAUUAAGAAUCAGUUUUCUAUUGUUCUAUACAAUUCAAUUCGUUAUUUGCUUUUAUCCUAUUCAUUUAUAAAUUAAAUACAGUUAUCAAACUGUAGAUUUAAAUAUAAUGUCUGUAUGAGAAUUUUUCUUCUCGUUUAAUCAUGAAUAUUAAAUAGACAACAAUUGAACAUAAUUAAGAAUUAUGUAAUUGAUUACAAUUUAGGGAUUUAUUGAUGGCUUGCUUUAUAAAUUAUGGUCAAAUAUCUUCAUAUUACCUCUCUUUAUACGUGAUUUAUAUGUCUUAGUUACUUUUUUUUCUAUUCAUAUUAUAAAAGUACUGAAAUUGUUUUAUGUAAACCUUUUUGUCAUCAAAUCUAAAUAUUAACUAACUAAUUGUAUUUCUAAAAUUCAUUUUUGUACAUCAUUUAAAAGUAAAUUUGUCAUAAAAAGUCUAAUUUGUUCAUUGUAACAUUCUUUUUUCAUCAACUAAAGACUUUUUUUAUAUUUUCCAUAUAAACACAUUUCUAUUUAGUGGUUA
Schistosoma haematobium is the source of this 5652-nucleotide messenger RNA. RefSeq names its product Integrin, alpha. Bases 1 to 4137 code for a protein of 1378 amino acids. The record is from RefSeq and is a predicted model, not a curated record. NCBI's taxonomy places the organism in Eukaryota, Metazoa, Platyhelminthes, Trematoda, Strigeidida, Schistosomatidae. The transcript is spliced from 11 exons. Gene Ontology annotation, biological process: cell-cell adhesion; integrin-mediated signaling pathway; cell adhesion mediated by integrin. Gene Ontology annotation, cellular component: integrin complex; external side of plasma membrane. Gene Ontology annotation, molecular function: integrin binding.